Molecule: messenger RNA, 2014 nt
Organism: Trichobilharzia regenti
Lineage: Eukaryota; Metazoa; Platyhelminthes; Trematoda; Strigeidida; Schistosomatidae
Source: the annotation of a GenBank genome assembly
CGUCUCCAUUGCCUUCGGUUUUCUGUCAACUUUUUCACUCCGCUCCAAGUCUACCCACACGCUUUCAUCUCCUCUUCACAUGACUUCCACUAUGUCACCCUUGCAAUGACGACCAACUCGCCGCUUCCCUUUCGGGUUCCACUCGAGCAAUAGCUUGUCUAGUGAUGUCACUUGAUGGUUUCCUCAGAGUUUGGCCAGCCAAUCCAUCUCCAUUUCUUCCUGCCUAUUUGUUUCACAAUCGGUUCCUGCUGAGUUGGUUCGCUCAUUUCCAGAGAUCUUUGUUGCUGAUCUUUUGUGGCCGGCUAUCUGAUCUUGAGUGAGGUAUUGAGCGAAGACAACUGUUAAUGAAGGUCUGUAGUUUGUUUGAGAUGCUCUUUAUGAAGCGCUGGCCGAGUCUCUGAUCCGUAUGGUAAGUAGCACUGACUGACUUCACAUUGGAGUUGAAAAUCCGGAUCUUAUUUUCGAUGUACACAAGACGACAUGGAUUUCACCAGAUGGAAACACCAAGAACCAAAUAGACUUCAUCUCAAUUUCAAGAAAGUGGAGAUGGAGCCUACAGGACACAAGGUCGAGGAGAGGAGCAGAUGUGGGUUCAGACCACUAUCUAGUACAAGGGACUUUCUGGGUGAAGCUAAAAGCCUCGAGGAUAGCUGGUGGCAGGCCACAAUUCAAGUUCAACCCUCGAUUACUGAAGGACACAGCCACAAAAGACACUUUCACUGCAACUGUCAGAGCAAAGCAGGAAACGCUACGCGACAUCACUGAGUAAUCAUGCGUGGAAGAACAUUGGAAGUCUCUGAAGGCGAUUCUCAACGAAACGUGUUCAACGGUUCUGGGAAGAAAGAAGAGACAAGACAAUAAAUGGCUCUCAACGAACACUUGGAAAUCAAUAGAAGAGAGGAGAAUGGUGAGAGAGAAAAUGAUUCAAUGCAAGGACGGACAGGAGAAGGAGACGCUGAGCUCAACUUACAAAGCACUGGACAAAGAAGUGAAGAAUAGUGCUAGGAAGGACAAAAGACGAUUCUACGACAACCUUGCCACUGAAGCUGAGAAGGCAUCAGACAAAAGGGACCUGAGGACACUAUAUCAGAUAACCAAAUCUCUAUCCGGGAAGAGAUCAACACAAGCGAAACCUAUAAAAGACAGCCAAGGGAACCCAAUUACCAAGGAAGAAAAACAGAUUAAACAAUGGGUGGAUCACUUCAAAGGACUGUUGAACCGACCAUCACCUGCAACCCGUCCAGAAAUACCAACAACAGCGCGCACACAACUGCAAGUUGACACCAAUCCUCCAACGAGAGCUGAAGUCUUGAACGCAAUCAAACUUCUGAAAGCGGACCCAGAGACUACAACAGACAUGCUGACUCCAUUAUUGCAAAAGGUCUGGAAGGAGGGAAAGGUGCCUACUGACUGGAGGAAAGGUUACCUCGUGAAACUACCAAAGAAGGGCGACUUAGCCUCACUCUGCAAGAACUGGCGAGGAAUCAUGCUCCUGUCGACGCCAAGUAAAAUCCUGAGUCGCAUCAUCCUGGAGAGAUUAAAGGACGCACUGGAGACAGAACUCCGACCAGAACAAGCUGGAUUCAGGAAAGGCAAAUCAUGUACUGACCAAAUUGCAACUCUACGCAUCAUCAUCACAGAACAAAGCAUGGAAUGGCAAUCAAACCUCUACCUCAACUUUAUAGACUUUGAGAAGGCCUUCGACAGCGUUGACCGUGAAGUAAUUUGGAAAUUACUCGAGUACUAUGGCGUACCCCAAAUAUUCAUCAACCUUAUUCAGCGGCACAUGUCAAGUGAUCCACAACGGAAAACUCAGCGAGGCGUUUGGAGUAAACACAGGAGUCAGACAAGGGUGCUUACUAUCACCAAUGAUAUUCCUAAUUGUGGUGGACAGACAGACAGUGGGAAACGAGAAGACAGGAAUAUCCUGGACCGACGUGAAGAACCUAGAAGACCUGGAUUUCGCGCGUGGAUGAUUUAUGUUUGAUGUCACACACAAUCGAAGACUUACAAG